Molecule: messenger RNA, 513 nt
Organism: Necator americanus (New World hookworm)
Lineage: Eukaryota; Metazoa; Nematoda; Chromadorea; Rhabditida; Ancylostomatidae
Exons: 3
Coding region: 1-513 (170 amino acids)
Source: RefSeq, a predicted model, not a curated record
AUGCUCCUGAAAAACGGCGUAGAAAACGGCCAUGUCGAUCGGAUUUCUCCACGAAGUAUCCAACAAAGUGUCACUUCUGUGACAGCAAGCGCACGCGUCGCGUCCGCGAGGAAGCGGACGACCAGUGGGCUGGCGCCGCCACUCUCCCUCCCGCUCGUUGCCAAACGCGGCGCAUACCCUCCCCUCGCUGACGUGUCACGUUAUCAGGCGCCUCGCAGUGGGAUCCGAUGGAUGCAUAUCAUAUCUGAGCAGAAUGGGUCAGAAAACCUCAUACUGCUAGGAUUAGCGAGGAAAAAAACCGCAGUGAAAGCUGUCGUCAAUUCCUUCAAAGGAGCCGAAGAUGAGACGUUUUCUCUGUUUUCUUCCCUUAUCGAUCGCAGUAAAAGUAAACUCAGAAGGUUUUGGAAAUUUCCGUCCACAAAAAAGACAAAAAUAGGAGCAUUGGAAUUGCGGGAAAUCACAAUAAAAAAGAACUGUAUCUUUUGUUUUAAAAUGAAUUCUGAAACCUGUUGA